This is a messenger RNA of Rhagoletis pomonella (apple maggot), 4637 nucleotides long. RefSeq lists its product as uncharacterized. Gene Ontology annotation, molecular function: mechanosensitive monoatomic ion channel activity. NCBI's taxonomy places the organism in Eukaryota, Metazoa, Arthropoda, Insecta, Diptera, Tephritidae. The record is from RefSeq and is a predicted model, not a curated record. Gene Ontology annotation, cellular component: plasma membrane.
GUCACGCAGAAACAGCGCACAACCGAAUUGCUUCCGUAGUAGUUGGCUUCAAGGAGGUAUUGCUCGAGGAAGCCGAAAAGAAGAAGGAUAAUCGCAAUUGGCGCAUAAUACUGCAGCGAAUAUUGGUGAAUGUAGUGGUGAUGGGUCUAUUAGCUGCCUCCGCGUACACUGUUGUCACCCUGGUGAAUAACUCGGAACAACUGGCACGUAAUGGCAAUUUACUCAGUCGCAAUGCGGUUAACAUCACCAUCACACUUUUAGCCUUUUUUAUGCCUAUGAUAUUCGACGCACUGGGACUAUUCGAAAAUUGGCAUCCGCGGCAACAGCUACGAUUGCAAUUGGCACGCAUUAUGAUACUCAACAUGCUCAACUUGUAUUCGCUGAUGUUCUCCUUCAUUUACAACAUCAACAGCAAGGAAGGGCCAUUGCAAUUGCUCAAGGAGCGGUACGACAACUCUACCAAUGAAAUAAAUGAGUUAACACAACUAAUUGAGGGCCUGAAAAACAGCGGUAGUAACAGUACUGAAGUGGGCCUGGCGCUCACUAAUUUUAACGCAACUACCAGCAGUCUGCUAACGACAACCGCAGCUGCCACAACACUUUAUGGCUGGACCACACGACUGAAAUGCCGCAAUAUCACAGUGAAAUGCUCAAAACCAACGCGCAUCAAGGUGAGAAAUUUCGCGACAGCAACCACGAUGCUUCUUCUCAACAUAACCACCCCUUCAAUGUUGCCGCACCUAGCGGACGAGUCAAGCACGUUAACUACCCCACCUUACAUAAUAACACCUGCGACGGAAAUUGAUACAACGUGGACAGCGCAAGAAGAAUUGAGCACCACCACACAAUUCACUACAACAGAGCCGCCGACUCUAGCGAUAGAUACAACUUUGACCGCAAUAAUUGAAUACACAGAGAUCUCAAGACAAACUGAAAGCACUGAGCCAUCGACGACACUAGAAUCCACCUCAACCACGACCUCAGCGCCAGGCAGUGAUGAUUUCUUCGACUAUAUGGAUUAUUUUGUAGGGAUGCCACUCGAGCUCAGCGACACGCUGGAAGCGGCGGCGGCAACAGAGACAACGCGCAACAGUUUAAGUGCAACGACCGAAAAUGUGCGGCGUGCUAGAAACCUCAUAAAUCUGCCACCACUGAGCCGCAAGCUCAGACAAGCUGCGCUGCCAACGCCAGAUGAGCCAAUGCAAAUGCCAAAACAGAGCAUGUAUAGUCGACGACAAAAUGAGCGGCACAGACAGAGAGAAGACAACGAAUACUAUUCGGCCGAUGAUUCAACGUCUACAACUGUAAAAACAUUACCUUUAUCCACGCCAGUCGACGAUUCCAGUUCCAGCACGGUUGUAACAAGUCGCCAGGAGCAACAGACGCAUCAACAACAAAAUGAAACAUUGGAGUCGCCUCAAAAUGAAUUAUUGCCGACGUUACAUGUCAAUACUAAGCUGUUGGGUGAAGUAUUGGCUUAUUUUACAAGCUCAACAUCCACUGUCGAUCCACCAACCACAACGUUUCCGCUUCCCACAACAACAGUUCCAACAACAAUUUCAACAAUGAUUCCAACAACAACAACUGAACUCGUCGGCAGCAGCACUCCAUAUUUCUUAGCGGAAGAUGAUAUUCUUGACGAAUCUACCGACACGAUUAAUUAUGAGGCCAAUGAAAUCGAUGAAGAAAAUUUCGAUACUUGCAUUCGUACUAUUUGUGAUCCAUAUCCGGAAGAAUACUUCAGUACAACAGACAUAGAUACAACAGUUACUCCAACUACAGCCACACUGACGCCUAUGGAGACUUAUGAAAUAAAAUUGGCGAAAGUGAAGCAAAACAUACAUGAGGUUCAGCGUAAUUUGACCAGUAUGUGCUGGGAGACAUCACUGGGCCAAGAGCUUGCGAAAGUUAUCGUUUCGGAUGGGCUUCUGUCCCUUUUCGCACCUCUCUGCGUUGACUUUCUGCGUGCGCUGUUUGUACGUUAUCUCAAUCAACACUGGUGCUGGGAUAUGGAGAAAACUUUUCCCCAAUACGGCGACUUCAAAAUCGCUGAGAACAUUUUGAAUUUGAUUAUCAACCAAGGACAAGUGUGGAUGGGUAUAUUUUUCUCACCCGGUUUGGUGCUAGUCAGCCUUGUCAAAUUAAUGAUUUUGAUGUACUUCAGAUCUUGGAUUGUUCUGACAUGCAACGUGCCACACGAGGUAGUAUUUAAGGCAUCCAAGUCUAACAAUUUCUACCUCGCUCUACUUCUCACGAUGCUCUUCCUCUGUGUGCUGCCGGUGAGUUAUGCUAUUGUAUGGCUACGUCCCUCAUGGCACUGUGGACCAUUCUCAAAUUAUAAUCGAAUCUCAGAAUUCGUCACCAAUGCGACCAGGGAAGCGCUACCUAAGGAGCUUCAUAGACCAUUGAGUUAUUUGACUUCAGCAAGUACUGUUAUACCGCUGCUGCUUCUACUAAUCCUGAUCAUUUAUUACCUGGUCUCAUUGACGGGCGCGUUGCGGGAGGCCAAUCAAGAUUUGAGAACUCAGCUUCAAAAGGAGCGUGAAGAAGAGCGGAAAAAAAUCUUCAAGGUACCUGAAAUGAAACCGACUGAGAAUAGCGCAGCAGCACUGACCAGCAGAUGGCGCAAAGUUCUUGAGGCUUCAUCCCCGGUCACACCAACACCACCCCCAGAUUUUGAGAGUGAAGAAUACAAAAAUCAGGCAAGGAAAGAACUGAUUUCACGUAUCAUGAAAGAGGCUCUGCGAAAGGGUUCGGCUACCUCGGAUGAUGAUUCCGUUAAUAGACAUGGCAGGGAAGAUGAUGAUACUGAUACUGAACACCACGAUUCACUGCCACAUGACGAAGAUGGAGGAGACAAGAAUUUAGGUUUGACGAAAUUGCAACAAAUAAGACGAACGCGCAAGCCUUCCCUUAUAGACAUCGUACAAAUUGCCAAGAGCGAGAGGGAGCGAGAGCAACGAGCUUCAUUGUCAGUGAAAGAGAGGAGUAAAUGUAAGAAAGAUAAAGAUAAAGAGAAAAACAAGGAAAGAGAUGCAGAGAAAGGAGAAUAUGAAGAUCAACCAAAAACAAAUAAGGCAGACAAUGGUAAAAAUAGCGAUAAAAGAAAAGAAGCGGUCAAAGACGAAAGAAAUAGACGAAGGGUGGAGAAAGCGGAGGAAGAAGAUAAUGGAAAGGGAAGAAACAAAGAUUUCAUUAAAGAUGAAAAUGGUGAUGCAGCAUUUGAUAAGCGCAUUUUAUACGACAAGGAUAAUGGAACAUUUAAGCUUAAUGCUGAUAGCAAUAAAACCCAAGCUAAAAAAAAAACGGGCCAAAAUUGCAAUACGCCAACGCAACAAUUAGAUACCGAUAACGAUCCCGACACCAACACUCGCAUUGUAAAUGAACGCAGACAAAGCUUAUUGCGUAAAAAACUCGAAGAAGAUCGACCAGCAGAUAGCGACAACACUCCAUCGCCUUUGAUGCCAGAUAAUCAAAGUACUUGCCAAAUCCCACCAUCCAUCGAUGACGUGAAAAACAGUAACUUCGAAAUUAUAGAUGAGAAACAAUCGGAAAACAACUGCGAAAAAGAUAGACCACUUCCAAAGCAUAGAUCAUUCAGUGUACGUGGCGGUACUUUUAAAAUACGUCGCCAAAAGUACAAACCAACAGAAGGCAGUGUUUUUAAAUUUGAUGAGAAACCAGUUGGAAGCACAAAUAACGACAAGCUCGAUAAACCAGGAAGUGAUCCACCCAGCAGUGCAACGACACCAGCGCCAGCCCGGUUCAGUGAUGGUCUAGCAACACCAACGUUUGUGAACUCAGAAAAGCUUUUCAAUCUUUCGCGUCAAAGUCGCAAGAAAAUCGGCACACUUUUUGCACUAGUCCGCGACACAGUUAACACCAAAUGGAACGAUGUCGAGCUAUCGCCUUGCAGCAGCGCUGAUCCAAUUACACCAACAACACAGACAACACUUGCCUCAGCAAACGAUAACAACACUGGCACUAUCGCAAUCGAGAUACCACCAUCACCUGAGGUUGAAACCACACCCAAACCCCAAUUCCCUACCACGAUUCCUGAAAUCGCUGCAAUACCGAAAGAUACAGAACCUAAUCAUCCAUUAGAAAUCCCAAGUGCGAUUACAACAAAAACUGUCGAUCUGUAUGAUCCAGAAGACCUGGACAAGCCUGGGGCCAUAAAAUUAACACAUAACAACGCGACAGGACGACGUAAGCCCAUUGGACGUACACAAGCUGCACGUCAGGACUCACAAACUUCAGUAUGGUCCGAUAAUAUACCAAUAAUAACAAUCAGUACAACGGGAAGUGAUGAGUGCAUCGCUCAAGCAGAUCCAGAGAAAAGGUUGUCAUCACCAGUUGCCCCAGCGAGGUCAGUCACAGCUACGAAAGAGAGUGUAGUCAUGACUGUCACAACAUCAGGGCUCCCAACUCCCGAUCCUAAAGAAAGGGACAUUCAAAUUGGCAUCGAAGACAAAUAAUAAUUAAAAGCUUUAGAAAGUAGUACCUUGCGGAAUUAUUUCAUUAUUAUUCUAGAUACUUAAUUAUUUUAGUAGCAAUUAUCAGACUUACAUAUUCAGUUGCGUAUGUAGUAUGCGAGAUCAUAAAGCCAAACAAAUUUUGUUUCAGUAAUUUUAUGA